This is a messenger RNA of Porites lobata, 6934 nucleotides long. Lineage: Eukaryota; Metazoa; Cnidaria; Anthozoa; Scleractinia; Poritidae. The record is from the annotation of a GenBank genome assembly.
AUGUAUCGUAGCAGGGGUAGAAACAUCUAUAGCAGGAUUCCCGAGGAAGAAACAGGAAAUAAAGUUCAAGAUGUACCCUUACGUACCUCAUGUACAUUUGGCUGGGUUACCAGCAGGCUGGGUCUUAAUCAGAAGUCAUGUGAUGAAUUUGUUCCAGGGCAACAUUCAACCUGGCAGAACUCGGAAAAUAUGCGUCGCGCGUGGAUUAAACGCGAGCGAGAGGCUUUUUCUCGCGAAACCGACCCUCAGUUGUGGAAAGCUGUUUUAUCGUUUAUUUCUGGUGAAGAGUACAUGCGUGAGUUUUUGUUGCUUAUUAUCAUUGCCAGCGCCCGUAUUCUUCAGCCCACCAUGUUUGCCGCUGUCCUUAGUUCUGAGCCUGUGAUGCUGUAUGGCUCACCUCUACCGUGGAUUUGUGUUGUUACCGCUGGAUAUUGGCUUGCAGUCUCAUCCGAGGGUCUUGCACGGAGUCAUUAUUCCUUCUGUACGCAUCUGACAAGUACAUCGGUUAAAUCCGGUCUGAGUGGUUUGCUGUAUGAACAGGUAUAGUGAAACGCCCCUUCAUGUGACCACCUCUUAUCACGACUAUCCGAAACGGAAACAGGCACUUAGGAUUUUUCUCAUUUGAAAGCGUUAUUAAUGCCACCUUUUUUCUCUGUCUUAAAUACUUUUCUUCCUUUGAUAAGCUAGAAGCAAAGAAAGCAAACGCAGAAAAUUUUUUGGAAGUAUGAUUUCAUUCAUGUAAUGGAAGAGUUUCUUUUUUGUUAAUUUCUGUAUGGUAUGAUUUUCUUCAUGAAAAUUCAUUGCUCCGUGACACUGAUAUGUUUGAUAGGUGCUGCGACUCAAAGAGACCGACCUAGCAGAUUACACGACAAGUCACCUUAUCAACUUGAUAUCAAAAGAUUUGGAACCGAUUGAUCAGUGUUCACAACUCGUGCCAUUCCUCUUCACCGCCCCCGUGGAGCUCGUAGUAUUCUCUAUACUGUUAAGUGUGCUGAUUGGCUGGGAAUCAGUUAUGGGGAUCGUUUAUAUGUUAGUGUGCACUCUCCUACGCUGUGGCAUCGGCAGGGUUUAUAAAAAACUGCGACAACAUACCGUGUUCUUCAUGGACCAUCGGCUUCGCCUCCUCAGUGAAAUACUUUCUGGCAUUCGAGCUAUCAAAAUAAACGCCUGGGAAGGAGUUUUUAAGCGACUUAUCAAGGAUGUUCGAAGGUUGGUAUUUAAUACUCUGUGCCUUUUACCGCUGUUUACUCAAAAAUAAAUUCUCUGAUUCGUGAAAACCAGCUGAAAAGUAAAAUUGGACAGUAAAAUGAUAUUUUCCCGGUCCCAAGCGGAAAAAUGCACGUGACUCAACAUAUUAUUAUUGCAUUUUUCCCAUAUUAGAAAGCUGUAAGCAAGCACUUUUUUUAGCAAAUGAUUGUUCAUGUAUUCACGACCUAUUUUUCUUUGAAGAAAAGAGCUGCAUCACAUCAAAAGAAAAGCUUUGGUUCUUGGCUCCCUGUUAUCCGUCCAACAUGCUGUUCCGAUCAUCAGCUCGCUUGUAUCCAUAGCAACGCUGUCACUGCGUGGAAAAGACCUCAACGCCAUUAAUAUGUUUUUGACUAUCUUAACGAUGUAUAUUCUUGAUUCCUCCUGUGGUGAAUCAUUUGUCAAAGGAGUAGAGGCACUUGUAAGGACCCUCGCUCGCCUCAGGAGAAUAGAACAGUUUCUGCUUUUGGACUUUCCAGUUAACUCAUUUGUGGAAAACACAACUCGUCGUCCGGAGCAUAGAUUAAACAGGAGAGGAAGAUCACAUUCACACUCCGAUAACGUUACUCAUCAUAGUGGAAUCAGUCCCUCUGAUAGAUCACCUUAUCUUUCAUUACGCAGUGUUUGCUGCGAGGGUGAAUAUGGGCUUACUGAUAUCGAACUCAAUUAUAUAACCUGCAGUUUUGAAGGCCCUCAACUUGUGACCAUCACAGGACCCCCUAAGGCAGGGGCUGGUACGUCCUUGUUACUUGGAGCCAUACUUAAGGAGGUACCACUGAUCCAAGGCAGUGUAGUUCACGAUGGAAAGAUAGCAUACGUUGGGCAGAAGCCUUGGAUAUUUUCUGGAACUCUUCGCGAAAAUAUCCUCUUUGGAGAUCCAUAUAACGAGGAACGUUUCUUGGCCGUAAUAACAGCGUGUAAACUAGGGGAAGAUGUAGCAGUCUUACCCAGUGCUGAAAACACGUACAUUGGUGAAGGCGGAAGUGAAUUGACUCUCGGACAGCGGCAACGUAUAAAUCUAGCACGCGCGGCCUACUCGACUGCUUCAAUAAUCUUAUUGGACGAUCCAGUCAGUCACCUUGACACUUUGCUAGCAAAUCAGAUAUUUGAUGAUUGCAUCGAAGGUUUUCUAGCACCUCGCUUAAAACUAUUGGUCACACGUCGAGAACUUUUCCUUGCUAGAUCUCCUCGCGUGUUAUUCAUGACAAAAGGAAUUAUUGUAAGAGAAGGAUCUUUUGCUAAGAUUAGAGAGUCGGGUGAUGAUCUCUCUUGGUUAUCAAACAGCGACAACGAGAAAGAAAGUGAGGAGAAGGCGUUUAACGAUCCACAGUCUAAAAGAACCCAGUCAGUUGACACGGACCCAGACAGUGAUGAAACUAACGAAAACGAAGGAUUUACUGUUUACUUAACAUAUGCUAAGCAAGCAGGGUUCUUCCCACUGCUGUUAGUUAUUGGAUUAAUAUUGGUGCCUGCACCUGGAGGUAUGUAUCACUCUACCUUGGCGGUAGGGGGUUGGGCGAGCUGUUGCCUGUGCACAUCAUUUGCGUCAUACCAGAGGGUAAAAUGAUUGAUUGAUUAAUUGGUUGGUUGGUUAAAGAGUUACUGGAUACAAGCGUUAUUUUUGCGCAACGCCAGGAGGAGUUCUCGCCCUUUAGAAGUUUGGUUUUAAAAGUUUCAGACAGUUCCAGCAAUGUGGUGAUAAUUAAUAAAGGCUUUCUAGGUUCGUGUUAUGCUAUAGCGUACACACACACACACCUCACUGGCCGAAAAUUACUGGUUUGAGUGAGGCUAGGGAGUGGGCUGUCCAGAUGGAAGAGCCUCGACCUCAAACGCUUUAAUCAGCACCACUGAAAAGCAGUCAGCUCAAAAUUUGAGUAGCACCCAUAAAUCGAAGCUUAACUACAAAUCACUGCAAAAUACUUUUGAUACGAAUAGUUGUGCAACUGAAAAGUUAGAACCACCUCGUACAUUACUACUGCAUGAAAAAAUUAUUCGUCACUUGGAAAUUGACUUGACUAUUUUUUUUUCUUUUUUUGGUGUAUUUAUUGUUCCUCUCUCUUUUCUCUUUCAGCCAUCCUCGCGGCCCUCGGGCUUUGGUUUGCACGAAUUUCGGGCCUAUCACUGGAAAACCAGCAAGAUCUUGUUCACUUUUACACGGCGACAGUCCUUGUAGGAGCGUUCCUGCUGUUGCUGCUUAUAAGAGCUUCUUUUCUAUUUCUGUGUGGGCUCAGAUCUUCUAAGAGAAUACAUAAGAAAGCGAUAUCGUCGCUACUGAAGGCACCUGUUCAACUCUUUGAGGCAGACAAGCAGGUAUGGCUCGAGAAAGAUUGACAAAUUUGAAAUACGAACUUACACUAUAAUAAAGUUUGUAGCAUAUCAACGAUUCAGAUAAUUGGGAUAAUUGGCUUAAAAGCUCUUUAGCGUCAUACCCACCCUAUUAGGUGCCCCAAGGUUUCUGUGAUUAUAAUCUUUUAUGCCAAAAAUUUGAAGAAUUUCUACAACUAAAACAUCGAGGAAGCAGCAUGGCCGUGUGGCUUUUGGUGCUACAUGUCACUAGCUGAAAAUCUUCCCAGCAUUCUCGAGUUUAACUCUCAUUCACCUGCCUUUGUAAAAAGCCCAUAAUUUGUCAUACCCCGAGGCGUAAAUCACCUGAUCCCUGCCCAUUUUAGUCAUGACGUCAUCAGCGUUCAUGCUUUGCAAAAAAGACGGACAAACUACUACAGAAGUGGGUAUUUGGUUUGGGUAAGCGAGAUGCAUAAAUAGUACACAUUCUAGUUUAAAUUGCAACUGAUCAAUCGUGAGGUAUUUUACCAAUUCUGUCUGAGAGUGUUUCAACACAAAGUAACCGUCAUAGAGCGUACCGCUCAAUGUAAUACCGUCGAUGUGUCAUGCUUUUAACACAGGGAAAAUUGCUAAAGACGUUUUCCAAAGACGUGGAAUGCCUGGAUGAGAAGCUCCCUCUUGACAUCCUACGGUUCCUCCAUUCUGUUAUUGAACACAUUGCAGCUGUUAUAAUCAUCAAGAUCACCACUCCAUGGGCGAUACUUGCCGCUGUUCCCGCUGCAAUCAUUCUGUUGCUGUUGGGCAGGUAUUAUCUCUGCUUAGAGCGAAGAGCAAGAAACCUUGAGAGCAGAAGUUUAAACCUUUUCCUGACCCAUUUUUCUGAUACCAUUGCCGGAGCGGUCACGAUCAGGGCUUACCAGAAGGAAAUAAACUUCGAAAAUGAGUUUUACAGGUUAGAUCACCUCCUUUUUCAUGAUUUUUCAUAAUAGACCCUUUUACCGAUACGGUGGCCAUAUUAAAUUAAUUCGAUUUAAAGAGUAUUAUCGGAUGCCCAGGGGGGCAUGAACAAGAUCCGUUGUACUCGCUUAGUAUUAGAAAUAUGGUUUUUCACUGUAUAUUUCUCGGGAAAAAGGCGAUCAUUAUUACAUCCUAACACGGCACAACGAUCUUUUUUUCCAUCAGAAUUUUAUUCUGAAAGAAAACUUUAAGGUAAAAUCCUCCUUAAGUCUAACUUAUUCAAUAUGGCCGCCUUAUUGGUAAAAAGGUCCAUUCUUUUUUAAUAUGCGCAGUGAUAAGUUAACAAAAGUAAAAAAACAGACAGUAUCUGCAGUAUGCUUUUUCCACUGUCUUUAGUCGAAUUCGUUCUCCCUAACUCUCCGUAAACACCUGAUGACAAUGAACUGCAGCACGUCUAUAAAACCCGCAACUAAAAAUAUAUGGAUCAAAAAAUACUUUAUAUAAUUAUAUUACAUAAUGUAUAUUUUUAGGUUAUAUGAUCAGUACACGACGGCAGUAUGUACGAGGUCAGCGGCUGAGCAGUGGUUAGCACUGAGACACUUGUUAGUGACGUCACUGUUUAUGUGCUUAGCUACCGUCAUCGUUAUCUUCACCAGCGACAUAAGUAAGUAAAUCUAUGUCAGUAAGUGGACUGAAGGAUGUGUUGUUUCCCGAGACAACUCAACUCUUUCACUUACCCAAAGUGUACAAAUGAGUACCAGUGACUGGCGUGCACCCCGGCGCAUGUUUGUUUUGUUUUCUCAACACAGAUCAUGUGAUAUUAUCCUGAAGAAAUGUUUCUUUCAAAUUUCGUCUCAUUCACGUGCACAUGUACGCACAAUUUAUGAAAAGGCGAAGAGUGUCCUCGAGAACAUCAUAUGACCUACCUUACUUAGCUAGUGUUAAGAUUAUGCGCAAACAAAACAUACGUCAGUGCCCAGUGCCCGUCCUCAAGUAGCCUGCGUUGAAGACGUAAUCUAACCCCGGUUAGUAACGUCUGCGAAGCAGCGCCAACAUCCUUGUUCUGGGCUUACAGGAAAUGCGUUUCGAAAUUUUCCUUCAACCUGAAUGGCAAAUUGACAAUGGUUUUUUAGCCGGCCAAUCACGGCGCGUUUUUUAGUACACAGAUGGGGGGCGGUACUUUUGUUCGCCAUACCAUGUAGUUAAACAGUCUUCACCAAGCUAGGGCUCUCACUUCUGCGCAUGACCACCAGGGAGAUAAGCCAGAAGCGUAAGCAGUAGGAUCGAGUAUGGCGGGAAGUAAUACUACAAACGCCAAGUCCACCACAGAGUUGUAUUCAGUGACCUCUGCUUAUCAAAUUAUUAUAGUCCCUUUUAAAAACAGUUUUUCAUGUUUAGGCUUGACUGUACAUUCAGCAAUUCUGAAAGACUAUUCAUAACAAUAUGUUUGCCCCACAGAAAUUGAGAGGCCUGCAUACACCUCGAAUUUAAUCUUUUUGCAGGAACUAAAGACAUAAUAUGUUUUGCUUCUCCUUUUUUAGCUCUUGUAGCACUAUCAUUAACGUACGAUAGACAGCUGGUUGUAGGAAUCGCUUUGAUUCCGAUCCUCUUCACUGAUAUUGAGCAGGGCAUGGUGUCCACGGCGAGACUCUUCAGUUACUUUGACCUCCAUCCCGAAGUCGGUUACGAUAAUAUCACGAACACUCCCGAAGACUGGCCGAGUAAAGGUUCUGUGAGCGUCAGUGAUGAUAUAAUGGCGCACACCCCUCGUCGGCGAGUGUCUUUCCAAACAUUGACUCUGUACAUGGCACCAGGUGAAAAGAUCCUUGUCAUAGGCGAAAGAAAUGCCAGCAAGAUUUAUCUUGUGGAUAAUAUGCUGCUUUUAAACGAAUCACGCCAAGAAGUGCUAGUGGAUGAAAUAGCAUUAAAAUUAGUCAAUCUUCAAAAAGCGAGGCGUGUCUUCAGCGUGGUUCAGCGAGAACCAUUCGUAUUCACGGCCUCUCUUAGAACCAACCUAGACCCAGAAGGAAUCCAUGAGGAUAAAGAGCUAUGGAGUGCUCUGGAAGCUGUGCAGAUGAAAGAUUAUGUACAGCAACUCUCCAGGCAGUUAGAUUACAUCAUGACUCAGCCAUCGUUCUUUACAUAUUCUCAACUGGUGCUCUUGGCCAUUGCCCGCGUUCUUCUGCAGAUGAGGCGUAUCGUUAUUUUUGACGAAAUCAUGUCAAAUGUCAACUUAAGCACGUUACGAAUAAUACGCAAUGUCUUGAAGAAGCAGCUAGGUUAUUGCACGGUGAUCACUGUUGAAUAUAAACCCAUCAGCCUUGAAACAGUUUUAUGUUACGACCGUGUAGUUGUUAUGGAGGGAGGAAGAAUUGUUGAAAUGGAUGAUCCGCGAGCUCUGCUUGAGCGACAAGAUAGUCUGCUGUCGGCGUUUCUGAUGCAAAGCUAA